AUGUCCUCUGCAAUUGCUUUGGCUGUGCAGCUGAUGCCUACUAGCUGGGAAAGAGAAAUUGUGGGUUAUGGGAUGGAUGCUGCCAACAAAAACUCUCAACAAAAUUCCACUUUUGCCCUUGACCUCACAGUGCAAGGUUCAUUUUAUGAAAUGGUUCAGAACUUCCCACAAGUGGAGGAGAAUGUACAUGUGGAUUCCUACACAUACAGCCACAGAUGGAAACGACGUUCAGAGUCUCUCAAGCCAGUGGACACCAACAGAGCCAGUAUGGGGCAGGACUCCUCAGAACCUGGAGGUUUCACAGAUCUUCUGCUUGAUGACACACAUGACAAUGCUACACAGAUUGAGGAGGAUAUGGAUCACAAUUACUAUACUUCUAGGACAUAUGGCCCUUUUGAUUCUAUCAGCCGAGAUCUGUGGGUGAACAUAGACCAAAUGGAAAAAGAUAAAGUGAAGAUCCAUGGGAUCCUGUCCAACACACAUCGGCAAGCAGCAAGAGUGAAUCUGUCCUUCGAUUUUCCAUUUUAUGGUCAUUUCCUACGUGAAAUUACAGUGGCAACUGGGGGCUUUAUAUAUACAGGAGAAGUUGUGCAUCGAAUGCUAACAGCUACACAAUACAUCGCUCCCUUGAUGGCCAACUUUGACCCUAGUGUUUCAAGAAAUUCAACUGUCAGAUAUUUUGAUAAUGGUACUGCACUGGUAGUCCAGUGGGAUCAUGUACAUCUACAGGACAAUUACAACCUGGGCAGUUUCACAUUUCAAGCAACACUUCUCAGUGAUGGGCGUAUAAUUUUUGGCUAUAAGGAGAUUCCUGUAUCAGUAACACAGAUAAGCUCAACCAAUCACCCUGUGAAAGUGGGGCUGUCAGAUGCAUUUGUGGUCGUCCAUAGGAUCCAGCAAAUUCCCAAUGUUCGUAGAAGGACAAUAUACGAGUAUCACCGAGUGGAACUUCAGAUGUCAAAGGUCACCAAUCUGUCAGCUGUUGAGAUGAUUCCUCUGCCCACCUGUCUCCAGUUUGACAGCUGUGGUCCCUGUGUUAUGUCCCAGAUUGGUUUCAACUGCAGCUGGUGUAAUAAACUCCAAAGAUGUUCCAGUGGAUUUGAUCGUCACCGGCAAGACUGGGUUGACAAUGGCUGUCCUGAAGAGUCAAAAGAUAAGAUUUGUGAGAAGAAUGCAGACACAACUGAAAUGCCUCCCCACACCACUGUUGCUGUACAGCAAACUACAAUGAGAUUCAGAGUUUUAACUACUACCAAAGGAGCCACGACAUCGCAUCUGCCAACUAGCCUGCCCACAGAAGAUGAUACCAAGAUAGCUCUACACCUAAAAGAUAAUGGAGCUUCCACAGAUGACAGUGCAGCAGAGAAGAAAGGUGGAACUCUUCACGCUGGCUUAAUUGUUGGGAUUUUCAUCUUGGUCCUGAUUGUGGCAGCUGCUAUACUUGUGACAGUUUACAUGUACCACCAUCCAACCUCAGCAGCCAGUCUCUUCUUUAUUGAGCGUCGUCCAAGUAGAUGGCCUGCAAUGAAAUUUCGAAGAGGCUCUGGCCAUCCUGCAUAUGCUGAAGUGGAACCAGUUGGCGAGAAAGAAGGCUUCAUUGUAUCAGAGCAAUGCUAGGAUUUCUGUGGCAGAUCACCAGUACUGGCCUACCGGUGUAAGACGUUUCAUCUGCCUCUCACUAAAGGAAAGGAAACCUAAACUGCUGUAACCUGAGAAAGACAGAAUAGAAUUCUGGGUAAAAUGUUCUCCAAGGGGAAAAAAAGAAGUUCAUGGGAUCACUGAUCAUCCUUGCCCAGAGCAAGACGGUGUAAAAUAUUUCAUUCCCACAUCUCAGACAACCCUGCAAUCUAAGAAUAUGGACACAAUUGCCAUGCACUUGGUUUCAGUGUAAGACUAAUCAAGGAAAUGUAUACAAAGCUUUCGCUCAAAAAAGUGCUUCCCUGUUUGAUCCAGCUGCUCUCUGAUGUUUUUAAGGGUCACAAACGGUUACCCUUUUCAUGCCCAGGGGCAAUGAUCCUCAUUGACAAGGCUACUGACAAGAACUGUCUGGUGCACAUAACAUAGCUAAGCAAUUUUCUAUACUUCCAUGAGUAAUACAGUCUUGGGGUUUUCUUUUCUUUCCAUUCCAUA
Gekko japonicus is the source of this 2130-nucleotide messenger RNA. It is a transcript of the gene PLXDC2, whose product is annotated as plexin domain containing 2. Lineage: Eukaryota; Metazoa; Chordata; Lepidosauria; Squamata; Gekkonidae. The record is from RefSeq and is a predicted model, not a curated record. The transcript is spliced from 14 exons. The coding region runs from base 1 to 1617 and encodes 538 amino acids.